GUUAACAACAUGUCUCUCUCCCGUCCUCGUCCCACCAUGCAUGCCAACCUCCCUAACAAAUGGCUUUGGUGCAACGACAAUCCCAAGGUCACCAAGUGGUUCAUGAAUGCCCCAAGCCGCCACAGCUACAGCCCCUUCGUGUCCUCCUUCAUCAACGCCGCCAACAAAGCCUGGGAGAAGGCUCUCGACCCCCUAGGCAAGCUGGACCCCAUCGAGCGUACCAUGAUCGCCUGUCUCCUCAACGACCCUAUCCCUGCCGAGGUCAUGAUCAAGACCCUGCAGGACUACGACUACUUCAUCGGCGGUACCAAGGCAGAGUGGAAGCAGAAAGGUUUGGUGCCCUGGGAUGACGAGGACCCUAGUAAGUCGAACAGCCUCUAUUGCUGUGUCCCGAAUCAGGCUGACCAUGCUCUCUCACAGAGGNACGCCGCUAUUGAGCAGGCAAUCGACUUCUUCCGCAAGCACGUCAAGAAGACCCUUAGCAAGUACCACAGGGCCGAAGCCAUCAGAGUCUCCUCCGAGGGAAAGGCCAAGGGCAAGGCCAGCAUCAGUAACCAGGCUGGUGAGGACGAAGAGAUGGAGGACGCUGACAACAACAUGGGAGAGGAGGAACAGCACACCAUGCUCUCUCUCGAUGACAUGAACACCGAGUUGACUGCCGCUGGUAACGCUCCCACCACGACGAAGGGCAAGGGAAAGGGACAGGACAAGAAUACCGUCAAGUUCGGAAAGCUGCCUUAUGUUGGACGCAAGAAGGACGAGUACGAGUGCGAGGAUAACAACAACAACAUGUCUUCCACCAUGUCACAGUAUAGCUGCCUCUGGUGCAACGACAACUCCAAGGUCAACAUUUACUUUCUCAACAUGUCUGAAAACCACAACUACCGCAUGUUCUAUGCUGCCUUGAUCAACGUCGCCAACCGCGCCUGGGAUCAGGCUCGUCACCCCAACAGCAAUCUCCAGCCUCUCGAGCUCCACAUGAUCGCUUGCUUGCUUGAGGAGCACAUCCCCGCCGACAUGAUUAUCGAGGCCAUCAAGAAGUACAACCAGAUUGUCGGUGGAACCAAGGGUCAACUGAAGGGCAAGGGUUUAGUCAAGAUGGGCAACAACCCUCNNCCGUUGUCUACCAUCAAUGCUGCCGUCUUGGAGCUCAAGAAGAAGGUCAAUUCUAGGAAUCGUGCCGUUAUCGCUGCACGCUACGCUCUGGAGNAAGUCAAGGGCGAGUCCAAGGGCAAGCCUUGGGCCAGCAACGACGACCACGCCGAAGACGAGGACGAAGAGAUGAAGGACGCCGACACUGAGGUCGAGCAGGACAUGGCUUCGUUUGAGGACAUCGGUGCUGGGAUCAGAGGUGCUGGCUAUGCCCCUGUCGCUGCUCAUGGCAAGGGAAAGGGCAAGGGGCCUGUCGAGUUCGGAGAGCUCCCCAUUAUCGGCGGCAAGAGCCAGGUUGACGGACAGGAGUAG
Aureobasidium uvarum is the source of this 1464-nucleotide messenger RNA. Lineage: Eukaryota; Fungi; Ascomycota; Dothideomycetes; Dothideales; Saccotheciaceae. The record is from the annotation of a GenBank genome assembly.